AUGAGACGGCCACCAGAGAGCCUCCAGGCGCUCACGCCGUUCCCGACGGUCGAGGCACGAGUGCACGAAUCAACAGAGCUCUGGGCGCGCGACCUCCGAAGCCUGUUCGAGCAUGCGCGCGACCGCUUCGCCGACGUGUCCUGGGAAACGGAUAGUGGCGACCGCGUAUGGGCGCAUAAAGCCGUUGUCUACGUCCGAGCACCCAAGGCAUUCAAGGACCGCUACUUCUUAACCAACAAGACUAUAUCACGAUCUCCAACCAGUUUCAGCGCUCAGGCGCCCACUCCUUCUCCUUACCCUGUUGGGUCGUCCUUGCUGCCACCAGGCUACGCACGAAGGACACCCAGCCCAUCCUUGUUCCGGGAGAGCACUGCGUCGAUUGACACUGCUGAAAGCGACGGGACGCUCCGUGCCCCCACCUUGGGUGCAGGCGACGGGGUUCUCCGCCUCGGCCACGACGACGCGCCCGAGCUCUUCCGCGCACAGCUUGAAUGGUUGUACACCGGCGAGGGCUUUGGCGACGUUGUCGAGUGGAUUAGCGAGGAAGCUGGGGGCUCUAAUGCCAAUGUACGCGACUCGCUUGGUCGCCGCGGCGACCUUGCAGACCGCAGGGACAAGCUUGGCCAAGACCUCACCUACAUGUGGACAUCAAAGCUGUACUGCGACGUCCGCAUUCACCUCGAAACCCCCGAUGGCGAAGGCUACAAUUCCGACACGUCCGCGGGUUCUGACGAUUCCCUGUCGUCGACAGUCAUCUUCACCGCUCAUCGCUUCAUGCUCGCGUCACGCUCACCCUACUUUUCGACUGUGCUUCUCAACCCAAGCCAAUUCCGCCCCGUCACAGCCGACAUUCACCUCCCUACCCCUCCUUUCACCCCCGCAGCCCUGCACUUUUGUCUGGGCUGGAUCUAUGCGGGUCACCUCGAUUUCUCCAACCGCUCCUUUGAUCUCUUGACCGCAUUCCAAAUCUACCGUGCUGCCAGCUACCUGCAACUGGAGGCUCUUGCCGACGAGCUCGAGUCACGCCUUGUACACGACUUUUGUCACGGCCUCGAAUGGAGUCGCUGUCACUGCCGCAAGUGCAUUGGCCGCGUCUCGCGCAUCUGGCGCUUUACCACUGGUGGCGACGUUGGCGCACUGGAGCUGCACCGUCGCUGUCGCAGGUUCAUCCUGAGCGGCUGGGCCGAAUGCUGGGGCCGUGAGGUUGGCUUGGCCGACAAGGGCGAGCGGGACGACCUGGUCACGGACGUCAUCUCGACGCUUGGCCCCAGCAACGUCGUCACCUCGUUCCGUGGCAUUGAGCGCGUCCGCGCUCGCAUGGAGCACGGCAUUCGCACCAAGGGCGCCGACGCUGCCAUCUGGGUCGACGCGCUCGGCGACAUGAUCGAGGUCGUCGAGAAGCGCGCGCGCGAAGUCCUCGCCACCCAGUUUGCCGCUGUGUGUGAGAGCAAGGAACUCUGGGACGUCAUGGCCGGCAAGGGCUUUAGCGAGGACGUUCUCGACCACGUCUUGCGCGAAAUUGUCGACAUUGCAGGCCGCCCACCGAUCUUUAUCGAAUCGCCCAAGAUGUACCAGACUGUUGUCUCGUCCAUUCUCCUCAAGGUCCACCCCGAUACUUUGGAGACUGCUCUCCCGCCGCGCGGUCUGAGCCGUCAAAAGAUUGAGCAGGCCAAGGAAGGGAUCCUCGUGCACAUUCGCCGUCGAUGGAUGCAAAUCAAGGAAGACGGCGGGUUUUUGGGACUUGAGCCCUGGUCGUUGAAGGAGAUUAGCGAUGAAAUCGAAGUACCUGUAGACGACCUCCUUUCGGCCCGACACGUCACAUUCCCUCGCUCUCGCGACAAGGGCUUCCCGCGGACAUCGUCUCGGGCCACUGGUCUCAGUGAGGCUGAUAGCUCUCGCACGCGCACGGCGUCGGACGCAAGCCACACUUCGACGUUGCGGUCUGCCCCCGUACAGACCCCUGAGCCGCCCGAGCCCAAUGGCCUGCGGCGUCUGCGUCUAUCGAGUUCUGCGUCAACCAGUUCGGCCGUCUCGGUGCGCACAGCAGCGUCGCGUACUGCGUCUACUCAACGACGUACCACACCUACUACUGGCCCACAGGCACGUAGUCCAACGGCUGCACACAAGACAUUUGUGGUUUCGGUCGGCAAAUCUAGGGGCACGCCUGGUCCAAGUGGAACCAUGAGUCCUACCCCUCCACGUCCUGGUCAGGUCAUGACAGGUCCACCAAGACCACUCCUGACUGGCAAGUCUGUGGGGUCGAGGGUCAAGGAGCGCAUAGAGUCCCCGGCAUCGCCCUCGCCCCCUGCGUCGCGACCUGGUACUCGUACUGGUUCUCGUCCACAGUCACCAACCCGUGGUCUGCGUCACCAGAUUUCAAUGGCGUCCGUUAGCUCCGUUGCCACGUCGCGUACAUCGGCGACUGUUCGCUCGACAACAUCGACAAGGACGGCUACGGGACUGACGGGACCGACAAAGGCGUCGUCAUCGAGCACCGCAGCUGGCAAAGCGCCAGUCGGCAAGGCACCUGCCAGACCGGCUACAGCGGCCGCAACGACUAGGCCGGCGACGGUGACAAGACCGACGACCACUCCUGCAACGCGUACGGCCAGGCCGACCGUCACUGCUGCCAAUGGUACUCCCAAAGCUUCCAGUUCCAGUGCGACCACCAGUACUGGUACUCCCAAAGCUUCCGGUUCCAGUACGACCACCAGCACUGCCAGAACUCCCAUCAGCGCUGCUGCUACUGCCAAUGGGAAGGCUCCUGUCCGCGCAGCGCUGGCCACAAAGCCAGUGUCUGCGGCCACUGCGGCUGUCCGUCAGCGUACAAUGUCGGCCGUCAGCACUAGCUCUGUUGUCAAACCAGUGGCGCCGCGCACACGGACUAUGUCGGCAUCCAGUUCAAAAUCUCGAGCCCCGACGGUGGCUCCUGGUGCGGUGCCGGACGUGCCCCCUGUGCCAAAGACAACGACCACGACCAAGCAGCCGGUCGUCACACCCUCUGCGAGCCGGACGUCCCUUGCGAGCAAGGCGUCUAUUGCUGCAGCCAGAGCGACUACUGCCAGGCCAUCCGACCCCAAGACGGCUGCUGCGGCAAAGACACCAACGUUACGGCCAUCUGCUUCUACAAAGUCGCUCGGCGCUCGUUCCACGGUAUCGGUCAAGACCACCAAGACAGCGGUCUCUACCACACCAAAGACGCCUACCGUCUCCAAAGCCCCUACCAAGCCACCUGCCAGGACCCCGUCCACUCCAUCCGACACUCUUCAGACACCUUCUACUGGUUCCAGCACUCGCGUCCGCGCAACGUCGCUGAACCCAAAGGAGACUCCUCCGUCUAUCGCCCGCCAGCGUACGGCAUCGUCGUCGGCGCCCUGGAAACGCGCGACCCCUCUUCCACCCACCGUCGCUGGCGUGAAGCCGCGUGGGUCUAUUCGUUCCUCCUCUGGAUCCACCGAGGGUCCUCCCGAAGCGAUUACCCCGCGCCUCUCGGUUGUUGAGCCCAUUAUCGUAUUGGAUGACUCUGCUACCAACAGCCCGGUACUCGCCGAGUCGCCAAACGAAAAGUCGCGCCGGUCGUCCGACUCGGACAUUCCGCCCGUGCCUCCCCUCCCAUCGGUGGUGGUGGAAGAGGUGAAGGUGGUCGAUGAGCCCACGGUCAAGCUCGAGGAAGUUGGCAAUGGACAGGCCGAGGUUGUGUCCCCCAUCUCGGUCGUGAUCAGCCCGACACCUGAGGAUGAGGCUGUCCCAACGACGCCAACAAUUAUCGAGCCGGUUGCUCCUGUUGAGCCACCUGUGGUUCAACAACCAGUGGUGCUCCCAGCUACGGUGGAACAGCCCGCUCCCAUUGUGAAGGCUCCCACUGUUGGUCCUGUGAAAGCGCUUGAGCUUGCUGCAGUGAAGGCUCCAGAGCCUGCUGUGAAACCCCGGACUACCGCCGCUACCGUGAAGCCGGAGCCCACGGCGAAGGUUCCCACUGUGGUCGAGCCUGAAGCUCCAGCCAAGGUUCCAACUGUGCCCCCUCCUACUGUCGUCGAACCUCCGCCCACCCCGGCCAAGGUGGCUCCUGCCGUUCCCACUAUGGCCGCCCUCCCCAAAGCGACGAUGAGCGCGGCCAACCCUCCUCCAACCCCUCCCAAAAACCCGAGGCGAUCAUUCGCACCCCCAGCCACACCACCAAAGAUGGAGCAGCCUCUGCCUCGUGCGGCCAAGGCCCCUCCUCCAAGCUUCCCCUCUACUUCUCCCGUGCCCACCAUCGCCAGUGUGGAAGACAGCCCUCGCAGCGGCUUUGCCGGUACCAUGUCUCGCAAAGUCAGCGAGACGGGUAGUGUGCGCUCUGUUCGCUACCAUCCGGCUCACGCGUUUGACCCACCUCCACGGAAGCCAUCUGUGUCGGCGGCGCCACCCGCCCCGCCGAAACUGGAGGUUGAAGACGGCAAUGUCCCCUUCAAGGGCAGCGGCGUCACGCUGCACGUCGGCAUCCCCUGCAUUGUGACACUCUCGACGCGUCGUGCGCGUUUCCGUGCCAACGUCAAAUACCUCGGCACCAUGGCCAACGCCCGCGGGCCUUGGGUCGGUCUCGAGGUCGACGACUUGGACCGCUUUGGCGUCGAGACGCUCCCGACCGGCGCCAAGAGCGGUGUCCGUUAUUUCCACUUUUCUCCCCCCGACGCACCAGCAGGCGACGAAGCGAGGUCAAUCCGCCAGCGCCGCAUCUCGGCCAUUGCCGACUCGUUGUCCGGCCGCGGUGUGCGCCGCCCCAAUGGUCUUGGCCUGGCCGUGAACGGCAACAACUCGCUGGGUCCACCAGCCGACACGCGCCGCGCGGCCAGCCCCUUUGUCGCAGACUGGACAGCGCCAGAAAAGCCCAGGGCGCUGUUUGUGCGUCCCAGCGAGGUCUUGUUCGUCAUGGGCGCCGAGUAG
Messenger RNA from Apiotrichum porosum, 4923 nucleotides. RefSeq lists its product as uncharacterized. Gene Ontology annotation, molecular function: protein binding. Lineage: Eukaryota; Fungi; Basidiomycota; Tremellomycetes; Trichosporonales; Trichosporonaceae. The transcript has 4 exons. Bases 1 to 4923 code for a protein of 1640 amino acids. The record is from RefSeq and is a predicted model, not a curated record.